UUCCGCCGUCGUCGCCGCCAUCCUUGGCGCGACUCGCCUCGUUCGUAUCUGCCUGGGAGAAUCCACUGCCAUCCGCCACUAUGGUGAACUUCACAGUAGACCAGAUCCGGGCCAUCAUGGACAAGAAGGCCAAUAUCCGAAACAUGUCGGUCAUUGCCCACGUGGACCACGGCAAGUCCACGCUGACCGACUCCCUGGUCUGCAAGGCCGGCAUCAUUGCCUCCGCCCGGGCUGGGGAGACCCGCUUCACUGACACUCGGAAGGAUGAGCAGGAGCGCUGUAUCACCAUCAAGUCCACCGCCAUCUCCCUCUUCUACGAGCUUUCGGAGAACGACCUGAACUUCAUCAAGCAGAGUAAGGACGGCUCCGGCUUCCUCAUCAAUCUCAUUGACUCGCCCGGCCACGUUGACUUCUCCUCGGAGGUGACAGCUGCCCUCCGUGUCACUGAUGGUGCCUUGGUGGUGGUGGACUGCGUGUCUGGUGUGUGUGUGCAGACAGAGACUGUCCUGCGCCAGGCCAUCGCCGAGCGUAUCAAGCCCGUGCUGAUGAUGAACAAGAUGGACCGGGCCCUGCUGGAGCUGCAGCUGGAACCCGAGGAGCUCUACCAGACCUUCCAGCGCAUCGUGGAGAACGUCAACGUCAUCAUCUCCACCUACGGCGAGGGCGAGAGCGGCCCCAUGGGCAACAUCAUGAUCGACCCUGUCCUUGGUACCGUGGGCUUUGGGUCUGGCCUCCACGGCUGGGCCUUCACCCUGAAGCAGUUUGCUGAGAUGUACGUGGCCAAGUUCGCCGCCAAGGGUGAGGGCCACCUGGGGCCUGCUGAGCGAGCCAGGAAAGUGGAGGACAUGAUGAAGAAGCUCUGGGGCGACCGGUAUUUUGACCCAUCCAACGGCAAGUUCAGUAAGUCUGCUACCAGCCCCGAUGGCAAGAAGCUGCCCCGGACGUUCUGCCAGCUCAUCCUGGACCCCAUCUUCAAGGUGUUUGAUGCAAUCAUGAACUUCAGGAAAGAGGAGACAGCAAAACUGAUCGAAAAACUAGACAUCAAGCUGGACAGCGAAGAUAAGGACAAGGAGGGCAAGCCUCUCCUGAAGGCUGUGAUGCGCCGCUGGCUGCCUGCUGGGGAUGCGCUGCUGCAGAUGAUCACCAUCCACCUGCCCUCGCCUGUGACUGCCCAGAAGUACCGCUGCGAGCUCCUGUACGAGGGGCCCCCGGACGACGAGGCUGCCAUGGGUAUUAAAAGCUGUGAUCCCAAAGGCCCCCUUAUGAUGUACAUUUCCAAAAUGGUGCCAACCUCUGACAAAGGUCGUUUCUACGCCUUUGGACGGGUUUUCUCGGGGUUGGUGUCCACUGGCCUGAAGGUCAGGAUCAUGGGGCCCAACUACACGCCCGGGAAGAAGGAGGACCUAUACCUGAAGCCAAUCCAGAGAACGAUCUUGAUGAUGGGUCGCUAUGUGGAGCCCAUCGAGGAUGUGCCAUGCGGGAACAUUGUGGGCCUGGUGGGCGUCGACCAGUUCCUGGUGAAGACAGGCACCAUCACCACCUUUGAGCACGCCCACAACAUGCGCGUGAUGAAGUUCAGCGUCAGCCCUGUGGUCAGGGUUGCCGUGGAGGCCAAGAACCCCGCCGACCUGCCCAAGCUGGUGGAGGGCCUGAAGCGCCUGGCCAAGUCGGACCCCAUGGUGCAGUGCAUCAUCGAGGAGUCGGGCGAGCACAUCAUCGCGGGGGCUGGCGAGCUGCACCUGGAGAUCUGCCUGAAGGACCUGGAGGAGGACCACGCCUGUAUCCCCAUCAAGAAAUCCGACCCGGUGGUCUCGUACCGGGAGACUGUCAGUGAGGAGUCGAACGUGCUCUGCCUCUCCAAGUCCCCGAACAAGCACAACCGUCUGUACAUGAAGGCGCGGCCCUUCCCUGACGGCCUGGCAGAGGACAUCGACAAGGGUGAGGUGUCGGCCCGCCAGGAGCUCAAGCAGAGGGCCCGUUACCUGGCAGAGAAGUACGAGUGGGACGUGGCUGAGGCCCGCAAGAUAUGGUGCUUUGGGCCCGACGGCACUGGCCCCAACAUCCUGACUGACAUCACCAAGGGUGUGCAGUACCUCAACGAGAUCAAGGACAGCGUGGUGGCCGGCUUUCAGUGGGCCACCAAGGAGGGGGCGCUGUGUGAGGAGAACAUGCGGGGUGUGCGCUUUGAUGUCCAUGAUGUGACCCUGCACGCUGAUGCCAUCCACCGUGGUGGCGGGCAGAUCAUCCCCACAGCCCGGCGCUGCCUCUAUGCCAGUGUGCUGACCGCCCAGCCCCGCCUCAUGGAGCCUAUCUACCUUGUGGAGAUCCAGUGUCCAGAGCAAGUGGUCGGUGGUAUCUAUGGUGUCCUGAACAGGAAACGAGGCCAUGUCUUCGAGGAGUCCCAGGUGGCCGGCACCCCCAUGUUUGUCGUGAAGGCCUACCUGCCUGUCAACGAGUCAUUUGGCUUCACGGCUGACCUGAGGUCUAACACGGGCGGCCAGGCCUUCCCCCAGUGUGUGUUCGACCACUGGCAGAUCCUGCCCGGAGACCCCUUCGACACCACCAGCCGCCCCAGCCAGGUGGUGGCCGAGACCCGCAAGCGCAAAGGCCUGAAGGAGGGCAUCCCGGCCCUGGACAACUUCCUGGACAAAUUGUAGGUGGCCCUCGCUCGCGGCAGCGGCCGGCAGCCCUGGGUGGGACUCGGCCAGUGCGUGUCCACAGCCCCACGUCAUCACGUUCUUCUCACGCCUGGAGACGUCACCCCGGCCCGCCUGCCCUUCCGCGUGGCGUCGGGGACCACUCUGUGCCAUCGCCCCAACAUCCACACUUGAUGCCGUUCUUCCUGAUAUUUAUUUCAAGAUUUCAGAGGGCCGCGGAAAUGGCCUCUCUGCAGGGACUUAUUUGGCUGGUGGGGGUGGGACACCUGACACUUUUUUUUCCCGUUUCUUCAGAGGGAAACUCAAACAUCCAAAAAAAUUUAAAAUUAACGCAUUAAAAGGUUUAUUUGGGUGAAUGGCCCAUAGUGGACUUCCCUCCCCCAGAAAGGAGGAAGGGACAAGGGUAGACAUUUCUCUGUGGACAGAAACUAGAAGGCAGGAAGUUGUGUGUGGUGUCAUCGUGAGCACCUCCAGCUGUGUCAGUGCCAUUGGAAUAAUAAAUUUGGUAUGGUGGUGACUGUGUGGAGCCUACGCGACUUAUUCUUUGUUCCUUGCGCUGCCCUCUUAAGAGAGCAGGGCAGCCUCCAGUCUUCAAUAGGAAAGUUCUGUGCGGCCUCCAGUGGGAAAAUACAAGUCUGAG
This is a messenger RNA of Trichechus manatus latirostris (Florida manatee), 3297 nucleotides long. RefSeq names its product eukaryotic translation elongation factor 2 (gene EEF2). Lineage: Eukaryota; Metazoa; Chordata; Mammalia; Sirenia; Trichechidae. Gene Ontology annotation, cellular component: ribonucleoprotein complex; cytosol. The record is from RefSeq and is a predicted model, not a curated record. The transcript is spliced from 15 exons. Gene Ontology annotation, biological process: translational elongation. Gene Ontology annotation, molecular function: GTPase activity; ribosome binding; translation elongation factor activity. Bases 81 to 2657 code for a protein of 858 amino acids.